Molecule: messenger RNA, 1289 nt
Organism: Xylona heveae TC161
Lineage: Eukaryota; Fungi; Ascomycota; Xylonomycetes; Xylonales; Xylonaceae
Exons: 4
Coding region: 266-1057 (263 amino acids)
Cellular component (GO): cytosol
Molecular function (GO): RNA binding
Source: RefSeq, a predicted model, not a curated record
AACUUCCCCACACGACACAGAUUGAAGGACGGUGCUAAACCUACCAUCCUCGAAAUACUCGCAGUACUUGCAAACAUAUUUCAGGCACACAAAGGCUUCUUUUCAGUGUCCUGUCUUGACACCCGACUUUUCCGAAUUUGCGACUGCAAAUAAGCUGGGCAUUUCACAAACGUGCUUCGAUCAAGACUUUGCAACAAAGAGAAAAGUGAAAUAACACUUCAAACAUACAACUCUUUGACCACAACGGACAAGAAAAGAAAAGAAAAUGGCUCCCGGAGGACGUGGACGUGGUGGCAAGUUUAGCAAGCCGUCGAGAGGAGGAGGCAAGCAUUUCAGCAGAGACCUGCGCCCGCUUGACCAAGAUGGGCUUCCCAUGGGCAUGUGGGGUGAGGGCCGCAAACCCGAAGAAUCCUCCGAAGAAAGCGACUCCUCGUCCGACGAAUCCUCUUCUGGCUCUGAAGCCGGCGGCCCCUCCGGCCCCUCCGGCUCCAAGAAACAAGACCAGCAACAACCAGAGCUGACACGCGAGGAGCGCCGCAAGGCCGCCAAGGCGCGCAAAGAAGCCGCGAUCCGACGAAAAGCCCAACAGGCCGCCGCGCCGGGCGAUCUUCCUCCCAACUCUGACGAGGAUUCUGGGUCCGACGACAACGAUAACAACGAGGACGACAACGAGAUGCCCGCCAACCCGAACCAUACUGCCUCUGCGCGCUCGCAAGCGAGCGGCAAGGCCGCGGACGAGCCAACAGACCUGAAAAAGGCCGCGGCAAAGGGCGUCCAGCUGUCGCGUCGCGAGCAGGAGGCGCUCAACGCCCAGCGCGCCAGAGAACAUUACAUGAAACUCCAUGCCGAGGGCAAGACGGAUGAAGCGCGUGCAGAUCUCGCGCGGCUCAGGCUCGUGCGUGAGCAGCGCGAGGAGGCGCGUAAGAUGAAGGAAAUGCUGGCCGAGGAGAAACGCGUCAAGGACGAAGAGCGCAAUAAGGAGCUGAGAGAGCGAGAGGAAAAGCGGAGAGAAGCGGCGCUGGGGAAGAAGGCCAGUGCCAAGGGUAAGAAGAAAUGAAUAUGACCUUCCUUCUUUUUCUUCCUCUUCUUCAUCCUCUACUUCAUCCUCUACUUCAUCCUCUACUUCAUCUUCUUCCUUCUGAUCUUAUUUUUUCUCGCCUCAUAUCUCUGCCCCCAGAUCCUUUCCUUUGGAUCACGAAUCGGCUUGUGUCAAGGAAGGGCCUUGAGCCCAUAUUUACCUUUUCUGUAUGGUAAAGCCUGUCAUAAACAUACAAACAUAUAUUGAUGAA